Messenger RNA from Photinus pyralis (common eastern firefly), 3836 nucleotides. RefSeq lists its product as uncharacterized. Bases 823 to 2511 code for a protein of 562 amino acids. Lineage: Eukaryota; Metazoa; Arthropoda; Insecta; Coleoptera; Lampyridae. The record is from RefSeq and is a predicted model, not a curated record. The transcript is spliced from 3 exons. Gene Ontology annotation, molecular function: ubiquitin-protein transferase activity.
UUUACUAAUUUCAAGUUAUAACUCGAAAUUAAAGCUAGCUUCGAGUUACAAGUCGAAAUUAAGACUAGCUUCGAGUUUCAUCUUGAAAUUAAGACUAGAUUCGAGUUACAAGUCAAAAUUAAGACUAGCUUCGAGUUACAACUGGAAAUUAAGGUCAGUUUCGAGUUACAAGUCGAAAUUAAGGCUAGCUUCGAGUUACAACACGAAAUUAAGGUUAAUUUCGAGUUACAACACGAAAUUAAGACUAGCUUAUUACUAAGUAUUUCAACUAAUUACUGUUUGAGGCACAUGACAGUUAAGAAUUAGAGUAGGUGAUUACGUGUCAUCUCUAUCUUCUAAACCGACUUAAGUAGAAUAAUAACUCAAAGUAAGCGAAUUUUGUUAUAUUUCUCUGUGAAUGUGAACCAUGGGUGAAGAAAACUGCUUGGAACAGGUAAGUCAUAUUCUUUACGUAAUUCAUUUGCGUUGUGUAAAAGCAUUCUUUAAAAGUAUUUAAACCAUGGUAAAAGGAUGCAUUCUCAACUCGUCAGUAAAGCUAGUAAUGGCGUGCCUAUAAGUUAUUGCUAAGGGUUGUGCGACAAUUUAAUUUUUUACAGAUGAAUUUGUCUUUGGAAGAGUUCUUAAAGACGAGAGGCUUAUCGAAUGAUGAAAUUGAAAAUAUGAAGUUAGAAAAUAUUGAUGAAGCCACCAUUCAAGUAAUGGACGAGGAGGUAUUUAAGAAAUACAUUCCUCGAUUAGGCGACAGAAUAGCGGUGAAAAACUUUUGCCAGAAGAAGCUAUUACCCAAAAAAAAAUGGCUUAAUUGAAAAGCUACCCCAAAAAAUGGCUGCCAGAAAUGCUAGAAGUGAUAAUAAAGGAGCAUCUUCUCACGUAUUGGAACCGAAGAAGCAUAGAAAGACGACCAGAGCUAUUGAAUUGGGAUUUAUGGCGUUCAAUGAUACCACAAAACAACUAACGCAAGUUAGACUUAACAAAGGGGGAGGCACAAGAAAAGUCGACGUAGAUAGGACAAGCAAAAAUACAGAUAUUUUGGAAUUUGCAAAAAAAUUGUUUUUCCCUAACAAUAUUUCAAAGACUUUUGGGCCUAUUGAAAACUUCACAAUAAGUCUGCUUGAUUUUUGCAAGAGCCCAGUGGAUACCGACUUAACUGUUGAGGAAAUGUACAAUGAAACCAAAGUAAAUAAAUUGCGGUUUUAUUUAUCCGUUGUUAAAUGCAAAGAAGGCGGUAAUGAUCUUCCUCUGGUAGAUGACAGUAGUGAGAAUGAGAUGGUCUUCGAUUUAUGUGAUGACUUUGAAAACGACAUUGUUUCCAACCAACCACCUCAACCCAGUACGGUUGCUUAUAGAGAAGACGAUAUCAAUCAACCUUCAACCAGCAAUAUUUCCGGAUAUUUAGCUUCCUUUAUUGAAGAGGAUCUUGAUUUACCUUUGCAUAACUCGCCGGAUAAUUUCCUCAACACAUUCUCAGCCACAGAUAACAUAUUUGAAGUAACUCAGACCUCGACCGCCAUAGUUGAAAAUAUAUUGUCAAGUGAAAAAUUGGUUUUACAUAGGGGACAAAUAUUUCAGGAACUUAUAGAAGCUACAAAAAAUUACGAUUUACAUUUCAAUAGUCUUCAAAUAGAGGUAAUUCUACCAAACGGAAGGCCAGAACUUGCUGAAGAUGUUGGUGGUGUUUUUCGAGAUGUUUUAUCCGAAUUCUGGACUACAUUUUACGAGAACUGCACUGAAGGUACUGACUAUAAAGUACCUAUUAUACGCCAUGAUUUUGGAAUAAAAGAAUGGGAAGCAGUCGCUAAAAUUUUAGUUGGGGGUUAUAGAAAAGAAAAAUAUUUUCCUAUUAGGAUAGCACCGGUUUUUUUUAAGCAAUGUUUUAAGGAAAUUGUAAAUAAAGUCGAAUUAGUUGAUAACUUCUUAAAUUAUGUUAGCGAAAGUGACAAAAAUGUGUUAAGUAAUGCGCUAAAUGAUUUUCAAAGCGUGGAUCUUGACGACUUAUACAGUGUAUGCACGUUAUUUAAGGCGAAAUGGGUACCAAGUAAAGAAAAUAUACGAAGUUUAAUUGAGCAAAUUGCGGAACAGGAAAUUCUACAGCGUUCUGCCUUUAUUGUGCAAUGUUUUACACAGGAAUUAUUUUCGAUAGCAAGAUCUGUCAAUUUAGAUGAAUUAUAUAAAAGUUUAUCUCCGUCCGUAAAAAAUGUUAUCUCUUGUUUUGAGAAGAAAGUCAAUUCCUCGGACGUAGAAAAUCAGAUGUUCGCUUUCCUUUUAAAAUACAUAAAAGAAAGCGAUGAGAAAACGCGUUGUGCUCUGCUGCGGUUCUGCACUGGCUCCAAUCUUGCCAACCAGAAAAUAAAUGUUGAUUUUAUUGAGUCUGACGGUUUUGCGCGUGUACCAAUUGCACAUACCUGCAACAAGCUGUUGCAACUUCCAAAAUCUUACAAAAGUUUCGUAGAGUUUAGAAGUGAAUUCAAUGCGUUACUUAUAUCUGGUGUAUGGGUAAUGGAUAUAAUAUAGAAAGGUUUCUUAGAAUAAGUUCAAAGUUUUUAUGUUACUAUUUUUUAAGCAUUUGUUUAUGUAAAACACCGUAAACGCGGUGUCAAACGUAUCAUUUUUGGUUUGUUUUUUAGAUUUUGGUUUACCUACAUCAGUGUGUUAUGAUUAUUUUUAUUUUGUAAGUAUUUUCUUUUAAAUCAGUAGGUAUCUACCUAGAUACUUUUAUUAUUUUAUAUGAUGUAGGUGCCUGUGUAGGUGCGAUUACCAUAUUGUAUGUCAAACGUGCAUGCGUUUAAAAUUGACCGCAUUGAAUGUUUAUUAACCCUGCAUGUUUAAAAGUAAACAUAUAAUAAACGAUAAAAUCCUGGUUUCAUUGAUUAAUUAGUUUACACUUUUACAGAGCGAUACCUGAUAUUAUGCAUCUAUUGUCAUGACAUCAGCGGGUAGAGAGACGAUAAAGGGAUAUUUUAUUCUUUUCUUUCCCGAUUAAUGGGAUGCGUGCCAUCUUUAUUCCCUUUAACAUUAUUAACACAAACUCCAAAAUAAUUAGGUCGUCGUCAGAUGACUUUUUUGCAUAGGUAUACAAGCACACUGUUCUAAUUUGGUGCUUUUUCCCGCUCCUAUUUUGUGCAGUCUCAGCGCGAAAAACCUGCCCCUAUCGGUGCAAGAUACCGGAAAGCCGGAAACCUGCUCUGUACCGUUGGAACGAGCCUUAAAGUGCCUUGUCUUCGAGAUUAUUUCGGUUUCGCGGAAUGGGAAGCUGUUGCUAAAAUAAUUGGAAGUGGUUGGAGUGACCGCAAUUAUUUCCCUAUACAUUUAGCACCAGUAUUCAUAAAAAAUUGUUUAAAUCAGUUCGUUACCGACGAUGAAAUACCCAACGAUUUUUAAAAAUUCGAAUCAGAAUCGAGAUCGAAUACACUAGGAAAGGCUUUAACAAACUUCGAUAGUGUCGAAGAAGAAGAAAUAGUAGAUUUUGAGACUGGUUACGAAGAUUAAUUUUAAAUCCAUACUAGUUGGUGUAGCGCAAAAAGAACUACUUCAGACACCAGAGUUUGCAGCUAAGUGCUUCUCCAAAUCAGGUGCGCUAGGGAAAAUAGGCGAUUCGAUAUCCUUGCAUAGUGUAUGUGAACCGACUUCAACAAAUAUAAUAGCAAAACUACAGUUAAGGGAUGAAAUCCUUUCUUCUGAAGAGGAGACAGUUUUUGGGCAUUUAAAAAAGUAUUAAUAAAUUAUUAUAAAAUUAAAUAAUAACAAAAAUUUUCCCCACAUAAAGAUGUUUUACUUCCUUCAUCACAACCAGAGUCUGGUGCCUGGUUAAAUGCUUUACCCUCGGCUUUACCUUGAGU